AUUUAUACAAGUUUUAUACAUAAAGAGGAUAUACACUAAACAAGAAUACCAUGGCUACCGGAGGAAUGGAUGAAAACAUUCUGGAAUGUGGUAGUGACAUCGUCGGCGGAAGAAUCGGGAGCAAGUGUGAACCUUGUCGUCGUCAGAACAGGUCAGAGGUGGCUUCGUUGUUCUGUAAUACAUGCAAGGAAUAUCUAUGCGACGACUGCUGUGUUGUACACAAGAUAUACAUAAAAAACGUAGCUGAUCAUCAUAUCGUUGCUGCCCAUGAAGCCUGUGGCAAGCCAAAUGUCGAUAUGAAGGGAUUGGAUCAGUGUUGCGAACAUAAACGAGUGUUCAUGUUUCACUGUGAGGACCACGAAGAUUUGUGUUGUGAAAUAUGUGCCUUUUCUCGUCAUCGUCGUAGAUGUGAUAAUAUCCAGGAAAUAGAAAUGGUCGCUAAUAAUGUGAAAGAUGAUGAUAGAGAAACGAUACGUGCAUCCAUUAUUACUGCCUCAGAAGUUAUAAUAAAAUGCAAGGAGGAUCAAUUGAACAAUGUUUCGCGAGAAGAAUUAUUAACGAAAAUUGAGGAAGCCAAGGCGCGAAUUGUCAGUGAAAUAACUAACCAUAACACACAGGAAGACGAACGUCUAAAUACGAGGAGAAAUGCGGCUGAAAACCUGAAGAAAGAACUUGACACGCAUUUAGCAAUGUCAGAUAGCGUUCGCGAGAAUGGAACGGAAACGGAAAUAUUCAUUCUAAACCAUAUUCUCAAAAGGAUGCAAGACAAGGCAGCACAAACACUGAACACUUUUUUGAAGAAUGAUUACACCGUCAAAGUGGGACUAAAAAUCCACGAAAACAUUUUAAAAAUAAAAACUACUGAUUUCUCAUUAUUCUCAUUAAAUAAAACACUAGAGUCAAAAGCACAAUCAUUAAAUGAAGACGAUAUAAUGAAAACAGCAAAACGCUCUAUAGACGAGAAACAAACAAUGCAACACUGGCCGGUGAGUCUGAGCCCGUUGAAAACCAUUGCGCUCGUGAAAACAGGAGACGAGAAGAACCAGCCGUUAGUUACUGGGCUUGACUUCCUGCGGGACGGGAGAAUCAUCGCCAUUGAUAACUGGAACUGGAAAUGUUUUAUUUUGAGUGAUACACUGAAGAGGUUCGACGCAUUUUAUAAAUUUAAGACAUAUCCUAAUGACGUGACGUCGUACUCUGGAAACAAUAUUGCAGUAACCGUCAGUUCCGGAGAUAUCCGAACCAUCUGCCUGCUGACAGUGUCCAGUGACAACAAGUUCACGCUGAUGAAGACGCUGACCAUGUCAACCAGAUGCUUCUCCAUCUGUCAACUGAACGACCGCACGUUUGUAGUGAGCAGUUUUAACGAUCCGCGGCCUUCCAGGAUGAUUGACGUGGACGGCAAAGAGAGCGACUUUGAUAACGUGAAGUUUCCUGGAAAGACGUAUAAGUUGGAAGAAAGUAAAUGUACCUACAUACCAUCCCGGGAUGUUCUUGUCCUUACUGACAAGCAUGCUCACACCGUGUAUAUGUACAACACGGCGACCGGCAAGAGCAGCGAGGUAAAGGAUUUCCGUAUACGAGAACCCAGAGGCGCAUUUGCUGGCCCAGAUCAAUCCGUAUUUGUUUGCAGUGGGAAAACAAACUCCAUCAUCCAGAUAUCGCCCGACGGGGACAUAUUGGCGUCAUGUGACGUGGACAAGAAGUAUCCGUACGCCGUUGCCGUCUCCAGUGAUGGCUCGAGAAUGGCCGUGACCAACAAUAAGGGCGACGUGAAGAAACUGAAACUGUUUAAAAUAAUACAAUAAAACUACAUUUUUAAGAUCGGAUAUAAAUGUUAAGUAGUGUAUAUUUUAAAAGUUAAUAUAUCUUUCUGUUUGAAUUGGCGAAUAGUUUGUUAGUAAGAUUCUUGUAGUUAUAAAAUGCAUUUUCAAAACAAAGACUAUUAUUUGUCUUGUAUUUAUAUGUUUAUAAGAUAAAUGUUUCUAAAUAUAAUUGAUUUAAUAAUGAUGAAACACACCUAGGAGAGACUAUCGCACUUAGAUUCGAACACAAAUCCUAACAUUCUUAAUGAAACGCCAUACUAUUGUAUUUUCUGAAGUGUACGAGAAACUUUAACAAUCAAAAUACAUGUCCUAAAUAGAAAAACAUAUUUUUCAACUGUGAUGUAUUAUUGUAUUGCAUGUGUAAGUAUACUAUCAGUUUUAAGGUGCGAGUGGUUCAGGAUGCUGAUGUUGCUACUUAAGUUAUAUUAAACUCGCGCUUCCCGUUCGUUUAUCAUUUCAAUCACCAUGGUAGUGAUUGCAUGACUUAUGGUUGAAUUCCAGGUUAUUAUGCUAAUAAUAAUAUCAUGUCAUAGAAUAUAUUUUAUAGUAUUCAUUUAACAGUUUUGCACAUUUCAAUUUUCUUAGCCUAUACAAUUAACUUUUAAUCUAUAACUCAUGAUUUCACUCUUGUUUAGCACGUGAUUGUACCCCUUAUAAGCUCCUGAUUUUACUCCUAAUAAGCUCCCGAUUUCACUGCUGUAAAGCUCUUGAUUUCACUCCUGUUAAGGUUCUGAUUUCACUCCUGUUAAACUCAUAAUUUCAAUCAUGUUAAGCUCCAGAUUUAACUCCUAAAAAGCUCCUGUUUCCUGAUUUCACUCCUGUUAAGCUCCUGAUUUCACUCAUGCUAAGCUCCUGAUUUCACUGCUGUUAAGCUCUUGAUUUCAAUACUGUUAAGUUUCUAAUUUCAUUCCUGUUAAACUCCUGAUUUCAAUCCU
Molecule: messenger RNA, 2761 nt
Organism: Mya arenaria
Lineage: Eukaryota; Metazoa; Mollusca; Bivalvia; Myida; Myidae
Exons: 2
Coding region: 51-1808 (585 amino acids)
Molecular function (GO): protein binding; zinc ion binding
Source: RefSeq, a predicted model, not a curated record